GCUGCGCGCCUUGUGACUUAGAAUUUAGUCGCCUGCGGUCACCGAGGUAGCGAUGGCUGCCGUUCUGCAGCGCAUCGAGCAGCUGUCCAGUCGAGUGGUGCGCGUGUUGGGCUGUAACCCGGGUCCCAUGACCCUACAAGGCACCAACACGUACCUGGUGGGGACCGGCAGCAGGAGAAUCCUCAUUGACACUGGAGAACCAUCAGUUCCAGAAUAUAUCAGCUGCUUAAAGCAAGCCUUGGUGGAGUUUGACACAGCAAUCCAGGAAAUCCUGGUGACUCACUGGCAUUCCGAUCAUUCUGGAGGCAUAGUAGACAUUUGUAAAAACAUCAGUAAUGAUGCCACCUAUUGUAUUAAAAAACUUCAACGGAGUCCUCAGAGAGAAGAAAUUAUAGGAAAUGGAGAACAGCGAUAUGUAUAUAUAGAAAAUGGAGACGUGAUUAAGACUGAGGGAGCCACUCUCAGAGUUUUAUAUACUCCUGGCCACACUGACGAUCACAUGGCUUUACUCCUGGAAGAGGAAAAUGCCAUCUUUUCUGGGGAUUGCAUCCUAGGAGAAGGGACAACGGUAUUUGAAGACCUCUAUGAUUAUAUGAACUCCCUAAAAGACUUACUCAAAGUCAAAGCUGACAUCAUAUAUCCAGGACACGGCCCAGUAAUCCAUAAUGCUGAAGCUAAAAUUCUGGAAUAUAUUUCUCACAGAAACAACCGAGAAGAACAAAUUAUUACAUUAUUUCGUGAUAACUUUGAGAAAUCCUUUACAGUGACUGAACUUACGAAAAUGAUUUACAAGAAUGUUCCAGAGAAUUUACAUAAGAUGGCAGAACGUAAUCUCUUGCUUCAUUUGAAAAAACUAGAGAAAGAUGGGAAGAUAUUUUACACCACAAGUCCUGACAAGAAAUGGAAAGCUGUCCUUUAGUUUCAGAUCAAUGAAGUUCUGUCUUGUUUUGCUUUUAGAAGAUGGUAUUUUCUUUUAGCUAUAGAUUAUAUAUUUAUAGAAAAUAUCAAAUGUGCAACUUUGAAAUAACCGUUGAUACCUUUGUAAAAUAUGUAAAUUACAUUUUAUAUCUGUAGGACAGGUUACUGAUCUAAAACUUUGGUCUUGGAAGGUUUUGCCAGAAAUUCAGAAUCUAGCAUUUCAUCAACUUCCUGUGGAUUAAGUAAAGUGGCUACUUAAGAAUAAUAAAUUUUGAACAAUUCAAACCA
Messenger RNA from Grammomys surdaster, 1206 nucleotides. RefSeq names its product lactamase beta 2 (gene Lactb2). Gene Ontology annotation, molecular function: single-stranded RNA binding; RNA endonuclease activity. The record is from RefSeq and is a predicted model, not a curated record. Gene Ontology annotation, cellular component: mitochondrial matrix. The transcript has 7 exons. Lineage: Eukaryota; Metazoa; Chordata; Mammalia; Rodentia; Muridae. Bases 53 to 919 code for a protein of 288 amino acids.